Gongylonema pulchrum is the source of this 1059-nucleotide messenger RNA. The record is from the annotation of a GenBank genome assembly. Lineage: Eukaryota; Metazoa; Nematoda; Chromadorea; Rhabditida; Gongylonematidae.
AUGGCAACUAAUAAAGAAAAGAGUUUGCAGACGCGCGAGCAUCCGCCACGUGGUUCGAUUGACAUUGUCGCUCUCAUGGACUCAGUUGUUGAUGUGAUAUUUUUUGCCGAUAUUUUAUUAAAUUUUCAUACGACAUUUGUUGGACCCGGCGGUGAAUGCUCAAAAUUUACGCAUACUGUAGUUAGGCUAAUACGCUUAGCUAAUAUAUAUGCUAAUAUAUACUUUCAGGUAGUGAUUGAGCCAGCCAUAAUCAGGUGCAAUUAUUUCAAAUCGUGGUUCCUUAUUGACCUCCUUUCCUGCCUGCCUUAUGAUAUUUUUUAUAUGUUUAAGCACGAUGAUGAGAGCGAAUCUCUUCAUUUGCAGAGGAUAGGAUCGCUGCUAAGUGCCCUGAAAGUAGUACGUUUGUUACGGCUGGGCCGUGUUGCGCGCAAGCUUGAUAAUUAUUUGGAGUACGGAGCAGCAACGUUACUCCUACUUCUCUGCGCUUAUGUGCUUGUUGCUCACUGGUUGGCCUGCGUGUGGUUUUCGAUUGGCGAAUACGAAGUUAAACUUCGGCUGAUUUUUUUUGAAAUUAUUUCAGCACUAUAUUUUACGAUGUCUUGUCUAUCAACUGUAGGAUUCGGCAAUAUAGCAUCAACAACGGAUAACGAGAAAGUUUUUGGUGUAUGCAUGAUGAUUAUUGCUGCUUUGUUAUAUGCUGCUAUUUUCGGCCACAUGACCACCAUCAUACAGCAAAUGACAUCGGCCACCAUAAGGUUAAAUAUCGAUAAGUAUCAUGAUAUGAUAGCAAAUGUGCGCGAGUUCAUCAAACUUCAGGAAGUGCCAAAUGAGCUUGCUGAGCGCGUAAUGGACUAUGUUGUGAGCACAUGGGCUAUGACCAAAGGCAUCGAUACUUCUAAAGUACUGGGAUAUUGUCCAAAAGACAUGAAGGCAGAUAUCUGUGUGCAUCUGAACAGAAAAGUGUUUAACGAACAUGCGUGCUUUCGACUUGCCUCGGAUGGCUGUUUGCGUCAAAUCGCCAUACAUCUCGAGGUUCAUCUUUUAAAUUUGUUUUUAUAA